Theobroma umbraticum is the source of this 2860-nucleotide messenger RNA. Its product is annotated as brassinosteroid LRR receptor kinase BRL1-like. The record is from RefSeq and is a predicted model, not a curated record. Lineage: Eukaryota; Viridiplantae; Streptophyta; Magnoliopsida; Malvales; Malvaceae. Gene Ontology annotation, molecular function: protein binding.
AUAAGAGAUUUCUGUUCAGUCAAGCGAUGGAUGCGUUGCUUCUGCUCCUUGAUUAUCAUCUUCCUAUCUGCAUCUUCCACACCUUUGGAGGCUAGCAAUAACUACACCCUGUCUUUGCAGCAACGGAAUCGCCACAAUGAAGUGAUGGCACUAUUGAUUUUCAGGCAUAAAUCUGUUGAUGCUGAUCCUAAACGUUUCCUAGGUGAUUGGAGCUCAGAAUCAUUAAGUCCAUGUUCAUGGCGAGGUGUCUUCUGUUCUCCCCAUGGAAGAGUUAGCAUGCUUAACUUCACUGCUGCUGGUCUGAUUGGUCAUUUGCAUAUUGAUGAUCUCGUAGCCCUAGAAAGUCUCCAACAUCUCCACUUGAGUGGAAACUCAUUCUCUGGCAAUCUCUUCCUCAACAAGGCUUCGUAUUCGUCCUGCGUUAUUGAGACACUUGAUUUGUCAUUCAAUAAUUUAUCAGUGCCGAUUUCUGGAACAUUUUUCGACUCCUGUGACCAUUUAACUUCUUUCAACCUUUCAAAUAACUUUAUCCCAGGAGGUAGUUUCGACUUUGGCACUUCUCUUGUAGAGCUUGAUCUCUCAAGCAAUCUGAUUUCAGAUUCCUCAGUAUUGGACUACUCUCUUUCAAGUUGUCAGAAUGUGAAGCUGUUGAAUCUGUCACAUAAUAAAAUAUCUGGGAAACUUGUUAAUCUCUCGUCUUGCGUGAAUUUAUCAAUUUUGGACCUCUCUGAUAACAUGUUAUCUGGAGAGAUCCCUGUUGCUCUCUUUUCAGAUUUCUCCAGGUCCCUUAAGUAUUUGGACCUUUCCCACAACAACUUCUCUGGUAAUUUCUCAAUGCUUGAAUUCAAGAACUGUGCUAAUCUUGAGACUCUAAACUUGUCUAAUAAUGUUCUUUAUGGCAUUGGAAUUCCUCAAAGCUUGAUCAACUGCCAGCUUCUUGAGAACCUUGAUGUCUCCCGUAACAAGCUGCAAGAUAAAAUUCCUGCUGCUUUGGGAAAAUUGGGAAAUUUGAAGCGCCUGAAAUUAGCACACAAUAACCUUUCUGGUAAUAUCCCCCCAGAACUGGGUUGGACUUGUGGGACACUAGUAGAGCUCGAUCUUUCAGGAAAUAAAAUUUCAGGGGGGUUUCCUGAGACAUUUAAGUCAUGCAAUGCCUUGCAAAGGCUCAACCUUGGAAACAAUCAACUUUCAGGAAAUUUCCUUUCUGCAGUCAUUAGCACUCUUCCUAGUCUACAAAUCCUCCAAAUUCCAUUCAACAACAUUAGUGGUUCCAUUCCUCUAUCACUUGGAAACUGUAAGCUUCAAGUCCUUGACCUUAGUUCCAAUGCCUUCACCGGAGAUAUACCCUCGGGGCUUUGUUCCUCUAAUUCAACCUUCUCUUCCUCUCUACAACGAUUACUCCUUGCAAACAAUUUUCUUUCAGGAACAGUACCUUCAGAUAUUGGAAACUGUAAGAACUUGAGGACAGUUAAUUUUGCACUUAACCAUCUAAGUGGAUCCAUUCCAUCAGAAGUGUGGAAGCUACCAAAAAUUUAUGACUUCGUUAUGUGGGGAAAUAACUUCUCUAGCGAAAUUCCAAAUGACAUAUGCUUUGGCACAAGCAACUUGGAGAAGCUUAUUCUCAACAACAAUCUCUUCAGAGGAAACUUUCCGGUAUCACUCACCAACUGUACAAAUCUUACUUGGUUGUCACUAUCAUUUAAUCAGCUAACUGGAAAUAUUCCUGCUUCUAUUCAGAAUCUUCAAAAACUCAGUAUUCUGCAGUUAAGUUCUAACUCAUUUUUUGGGAAUAUCCAAACCAAGCUUGGCAGUUGUCAAAAUCUCAUGUGGCUUGAGUUGAGUAGUAAUCAGUUUACAGGUCAAAUUCCAUCAAAACUUGCCAACCAAACAAGCUUGGAUCCCAUGUUCACUUACAAAGGGGGGUUUUUAUUUUUGAGAGACAAAGGAAGAAGUGAUUGUAGAAUGCGCAAUACUUUAAGUUAUUCUGAGGGAAUCAGUGGAGAAAGCUUGCAGAAAAGUUUGGAUUCUAAUUCUUGUUCAUCAAUAAUAGUGUAUAGUUGGCCCAAUCACUUGUUCAAAAGCGGUAAUGGCACCAUUUUAUUCUUAGAUCUUUCUUUCAAUCGCCUUUCAGGAACUAUUCCUGACGGCCUCGGUUUAAUGUCUGACUUGCACGUUUUAGAUUUGGCACACAACAGAUUAACUGGAUCUAUUCCAAAAACCUUUGGGAGUUUGAAAGAAGUUUGCUUGAUUAACCUGUCUUAUAAUCAUCUUGAAGGCAUGCUUCCAGGAUCAUUGGGGCAAAUCUCAUUUCUCUCUGACUUGGAUGUCUCGAAUAAUAAUCUCACUGGUCCUAUACCUCCAUCAGGUCAACUUACAACAUUUCCAGCAUCCAGAUAUGAAAACAAUCGAGGCUUAUGCGGAAUCCCAUUGCCCCCUUGUGGCUAUCAGCCUGGAACAGACCCCAUCAGUUCCGAGCAAUCUCAAAAAGGAAAAAACCAUUCCAUACUGAGUAGCUUUGAAUAUUGGAUGUGGGUGAUUGCUUUCAUGGGAUACAUUGCCGGUGUAUCAAUUGGAGUUUGUGUUGGAAAUAUUAUGUUUCAAGACACAGAGGAAUGGUUCAGUAAAACAAAGCUUAUGAUCAUCUCAAAAUGCAGAAGAAUCAAAAAAAGCUGGAGGAUAAUAGACAGAGAACAUCCAUGACAGAAUGGGAAAGUGGAAUACAAAUUAGGAUUUUGUAAGGGACUUUCUUGCUGUUCAAGAAUCAAACAUAUCCAGAGGGGUGGUUGCGCUCUUAGUCCUCUUGGGAGGUUGCCCGAAAUUUGACAGUGGAAAAUCAUCUAUAUUUGGCACCUAAAUAAUA